Messenger RNA from [Torrubiella] hemipterigena, 628 nucleotides. NCBI's taxonomy places the organism in Eukaryota, Fungi, Ascomycota, Sordariomycetes, Hypocreales, Clavicipitaceae. The record is from the annotation of a GenBank genome assembly.
UCCUUCGUUCUCCGUCGUCUUUGGGUCGAACAUGCAAGCAGCUCCAUCGCAUAACGCAACCAAUGCUCUACCACACUCUGCAAUUCUACGGCGACAAACACUGCAACCUUGGAGACACCAAGGAUUCUAGAGAGCCAGGUUACCUUACUCGGGACUUUCUUCUCCUUCGCACAUUAUUGCAACAACCAGAACUAUCUCAGCAAGUCAGUCGCCUCGAAGCUAACUUUAACCUCAUCGACUGGGCUCGAGAGACGGCAAACUGCCAAUCCCCCGAAGACUUUGCUGCAUCUGCCAACCAUGUAUUCGAAAAGUUUCAGUAUGAAUCAGGGUAAACCUACGAGGCUAGACGCGAACGUUGUGUAUAAAGGAGAAACUAUCCUGGACAAUCUAGAUGUGCUUUCCCGGAUAGCUCUAUGUGUUGCAUGUCCAAAUGUCGAAUACAUUGCCAUGUAUUCGUAUUUCAUGACAUCCCAUGCCCAGGUGCAAAUUAAGAAGCCACCGACUUGGGAGAAUCUACGCGGCGUGAACACUAGCUUCAUGGAUUCACAUUUCGGCGUCAUAUUCGAUGAGGAAGUAACUUGGAUUGUGAAUCAUGCUCCAAAUCUCGAAGUUCUCUCGGGAGAGAAAA